Molecule: messenger RNA, 882 nt
Organism: Blepharisma stoltei
Lineage: Eukaryota; Ciliophora; Heterotrichea; Heterotrichida; Blepharismidae
Source: the annotation of a GenBank genome assembly
AUGGAGAGUUCUGAGCAAUUAAUAAAGAGAGACGAGAUGAUAAAUCAAACGCAAAGUGACAAUCCUGAGUUUAAUGCACCAACUGGAAGCUUUAUAAAUGAUCAGAAAUGCGUCGAAGAAGCAAAAAAGCCACCUGAAAAAUCGAAAAAGCCCCCUGAAGAGUCGAAAAAGAUUCAAGCAGUAUCAAAAUCAUUUGUUUGUGUUUUGAUUGGUCCUAUAGGCCAUGGUAAAUCAACUUUAAUCAAUUACUUAGCGAAUUACUUAAGAGAUGGCACUCUAGAGAAUAGGAAAGUAGUCAUACCUACAGAUUAUUACAAAUUAGUAACAGAAAAUGGAUUUAAUCAUUCUGAAAGAAAUCCAGAACUCUAUUUGAGUCAAACUGAAAAUUGUUCAUCUUAUGAAUUUUUAAAUAGGAAAGACAACUGCAAGUAUAUUUUUAUAGAUACUCUAGGAUUAAGUGGUGCAAGCGGGCCACAUCAAGACAAUAGAAAUAUUCAGAAAAUUCUCAAUUUCUUGAAUAUGACAAAAAAAAUAAAUGCUAUUAUAAUAGUUCAAAAUGGGAACUACAGACUUGACCUGUGUUUUAAAAAUGCAUAUGAAAGAUUGAAAAAUUCUUUGCCUCUAUCAAUAAGUGAAAACAUCGCUCUUAUACUAACAAACUUAGCUGAAAGUGCUUCAAUUAAUGAAAAUUGUAUCCCGUUGAGUAUUAAAAAGUCUUAUAUGAUGGACAAUGUGGCUUUUAAUGUAAAACUAGAAGAUUUCUCUAAAAUGAGCAGAUUCAAAAAAAUUAUAUUGAAUUACAAAUGGGAAUUGUCAAUGGAAGUAAUUGAAGAGCUAAUAGAAGAUCUCUCGCAAUAUAGUGAAGCCUCCACAAGAGAUUAG